Arthroderma uncinatum is the source of this 516-nucleotide messenger RNA. RefSeq lists its product as uncharacterized. The transcript is spliced from 3 exons. Lineage: Eukaryota; Fungi; Ascomycota; Eurotiomycetes; Onygenales; Arthrodermataceae. The record is from RefSeq and is a predicted model, not a curated record. The coding region runs from base 1 to 516 and encodes 171 amino acids.
AUGAGUGACCGUCCAGACCGUCCGCCGGUAUGGGUUAGGGGUGGAACGCCGUACUUCUACCAUCCUCGCCGGUCCUCUAUGCCAUCGGAGGCAGCUAACGAAGAGCUGCGAAGGGCAUCUACCAGCUCCAGCAUCCCAGCCAUAUCUGGCAUUGCUCCCGAGAGAUCAGCUUCGUUCUCAUCUACUUCAUCCGCCACGGCCCAAGCAGCUCAGUCUCCGGGCGUGGCAUCAAACCUCUUCCCAUUUGCGACGAAGGAACGUUCAGCUUCUGUCUCGUCUGAAUCUGAAUCUAGUCCUGGACAGCAGGGUGCGUCGAAGCGAACUAAUUCGCACUCUGACCAGCCAUAUGCAGGCUUGAUGACGCAGAAGCGUCUAUCCGGUGAUCCGCUCUAUGUCAAUAGGAGACAGAGCUGGAGGGAGCAAGCCGUUGGUUCCGGGCCGGAGGAUAGAAGGUUCCUCGGAAGGUGGUGGGAUAACUUCGUCAAGGGAGAGAAGGCUGUUCCCAAGAACAAGUGA